Messenger RNA from Pelmatolapia mariae (spotted tilapia), 3592 nucleotides. Its product is annotated as tropomyosin alpha-1 chain-like. Bases 129 to 866 code for a protein of 245 amino acids. The transcript is spliced from 8 exons. Gene Ontology annotation, biological process: actin filament organization; muscle contraction. Gene Ontology annotation, cellular component: actin filament. The record is from RefSeq and is a predicted model, not a curated record. Lineage: Eukaryota; Metazoa; Chordata; Actinopteri; Cichliformes; Cichlidae. Gene Ontology annotation, molecular function: actin filament binding.
GUUGAUUAAAGGCGGUGGGGGCAGGGAUCAAACGCGCCGCAUCUCCAAGUGUGCUUGUGUCUGCGUGUGGGGAAGCACGCAAAAAACUGAGAGAAAACUAGCUUAGCUGAGACAAACAGAGCAAAAAAAUGGCCGGUGGGAGCUCCCUGGAAGCGGUGAAAAAGAAAAUCAAGUCAUUGCAGGAGCAGGCCGAUGCGGCGGAGGACCGGGCGGCGUUACUACAGCGGGACCUGAACCAGGAGAGGAGUGCGAGGGAAGCAGCUGAGGGUGAUGUAGCUUCCCUGAACAGACGUAUCCAGCUGGUUGAGGAGGAGUUGGACCGUGCUCAGGAGCGUCUGGCCACAGCUCUGACCAAGCUGGAGGAGGCUGAGAAGGCUGCUGAUGAGAGCGAGAGAGGCAUGAAGGUCAUUGAGAACAGGGCAAUGAAGGACGAGGAGAAGAUGGAGCUGCAGGAGAUCCAGCUGAAGGAGGCCAAACACAUCGCUGAGGAGGCUGACCGCAAAUAUGAGGAGGUUGCCCGUAAGCUGGUGAUCAUUGAGGGUGACUUGGAACGUACAGAAGAGCGUGCUGAGCUGUCUGAGAGCAAAUGCUCUGAGCUUGAGGAGGAGCUGAAAACUGUGCAGAACAACCUGAAGUCUCUGGAGGCCCAGGCAGAAAAGUACUCACAGAAGGAGGACAAGUACGAGGAGGAGAUCAAGGUCCUGACAGACAAGCUAAAGGAGGCCGAGACCCGUGCCGAGUUCGCUGAGAGAUCAGUCGCCAAGCUGGAGAAGACCAUUGAUGACCUUGAGGACCACCUAUACAAGCAGCUUGAGAAAAAUCGUCUUCUCACCAAUGAACUGAGAGUAGCUCUAAACGAGGCAUAAACUGGAAGGGAAUCUUGUAUGCUUUAAUGUUUCUGAAAUUCCAGUCACCAGGAAUGUUGUUGUACUGUUUAUUUAAAUAACUAUACACAGCAGCAAUUAUGUCUUAAAAACAAAACAAGUUACGCUUUCAAAAAAGUGGGAAUACAAGUGAGAGAUUUUCACAUGCAUGUUCAAAUAACUGCUUCAAGUGGGAGGCUACACAGGUUCAGGAGACGGACGAAAUUCAGUUGAUAUAUUUUCUCAGUUAUUGUCAGGGCUACAUAAUUAAAAUCUGGUCUGCAAUAUGUGCUUCUAUCCAUGAAAAGGAGGCCUUGGAAUAUUGCAAUGGACUGAACAAAUAUCAUCACUUUUAAAAUUAUUUGGAUUAUACCCAGAUUUUCCUUUUUGUACUUGGGUGAGAUGGAUGGUUGGACAGGUGUGUAGUUUUUACUUGUAGCAUUUCAGUGAUACAUUCACAUUUUAGUUAGGAAUUGCAAUAAUUUAACACAUUCAAUUAUGUAGCACUAGUUUACAGCAGCAGUCACCUAAAGCACUAAAUAUUAUAAUGUAAAGGCCCUGACGAUUAGAGGGGAAACCCCAACAAUCAAACAAUUCCCUGUGAGGAAGCACUCUGUGACAAUAGGGAAAAAGAACUGUCUUUUAACAGGGAGAUCUGGUGGAGGACGGCAGCAUACUGUGAUCGGUUGGGCUGUGAGGAGAAAGAUGAGGACUAAACGCACCAAGGGAGAGACUAGAUGGGGAAAUAAUGGUAUACAAUAGUGGCAUGUAAAUGCAUCAGGGGUGAAGAGGGAAGUGGAGAAGAAAUCCUGAGUGCGUCAUUGGACGUCCUCCAGCAGCCUUAACUUGUAGCAGUAUAAAUAACUAAAGCUUUAUUCAAAAUAAUUUUGUUUUUCAAGUGUAAUCUUAAAAGUAAAGAGGUUGUUUCCCAAACUUCAACUGGGAGCUUAUUUGAUAGGAGAGGAGCCAGAUAUUUGAAGGCUCUGUCUCCCAUUCUACUUUUAGAAAUUCUAAGAACAUCAAGUAAGCCUGCAGUCUGAGAGCGAAGUGCUUUGUUGGGAACUGUUCCCACAAACCUCAUAGUUAUCUGUAGAGAUGUCUGCCUUCUCCAAGAAUAUAAUAAAACUACAUGGCGCUCACCUUGCGAUGCUAAAAGUGCCAAAUAAUCGGGUUGUGACUUCAGGAAAGAAACAUUCCAGCUGAAUUUUCCCCAAUGUUUAUUUUGGGGCGCUUUAAGCAUCACAAGGCAAGAUGUUGCUUGCCUUGUGAUGCUUAAAGCAAGGCAAGCAACAUUUAGUUUUAUUAUAUAUCCUCAGGACAUAGCAGCUUAAACCAAAACAGUGUAGAUGGAUAAAGAGAACUUCAAAGAAAAGGUGUGCAGUUUUAUUUUGCAGCGAACUGUUCGUUAAUCGUAGCACAGGAGGAGAUUGAUCAUAUGAUUCACCUGUAGCAACAAGGAAGUGUUGGCGGUAAGGAAGAUGUGAAUAACAGAUUUCACAGUACCCCUGUAUGAUCUGUCAGUAAUUUGUCUAAGUGAAUGGGGGAGAAAAAAGGACAUGGAGUGUGCAUAUACAAUAAAAGUAAAGUGAUACUGGUCCAAUAGUAGAAGGAGACAAUUAUUAGUGCUUAGAAGAGUUUUCAGUUUUUUUCCUCAAAAGUGCUAGGGUUUUAUACUUUAGUCAAUUCCACUGCCAAAUCAUAUAUUACAAAAAAGGAAAGCUUUUUUUUUCCCCCUGCAUAAACUCACCACGUCCAUUCUUGACCACAGCCCUGUCAAUAGCGUGAGUUUUUAGUAUUUCUAGUAUACUUUAAAUACAAGUUCAAAUUUGAUUAGUUAUAUCAGAGAAUCUAAAAAUAACUUGAGGAUAUCGACUCCGCUAAUAAGUGCUGACCUCUUACUGGAAAAAAAUAUAUACUUGGGUAUGUAACGAUAUCCAGCAUAUGUUUGUCACUGUACCUGAGGUAAACCUUUGUCUGACUAUAUUCUGUGUCUCUUGUAACUGUUUUUUUUUUUUCUUUCUUUUUUUGUUUUUAACUGAUGCAAUGCUAUAUUAACAGAUAAACUCACACGUGCUAAAGAAGAGGGCCUGAGCAUAAAGCAGAUGCUGGAUCAGACUCUAAUGGAGAUGGUUAACAUUUGACCUAGCUCUGUUCCCCUCCUCACAUUGCCUCAUCUGCUCUGAAUAUGGCUGGCUCCCAUAUGACUAUGACUGCUACACACAAAGCUGGAGCUUGUGUUUGUCUCCUCUGACCGUGCCAUCUUGAAGACACAAGCUCUGCGCAAGUUAGCAGCUCAUCUACAGUUUCCUUUACGCACUGUAUUAAAAGGUCAUUUAAAAUUUACUGUACAUCUUUAAUUGUUUACAUGUACGUGUGGGGAAUUUGCACUUUUUUGGGGAAUAUACUGCACAUGAUCGUCAUGAAUGAAGCCAUAAUUUAAGCCAAGGUUAUGAAAGGGACUUUUAUUAUGUGUACUUUUGUAAAGUUGCUUAUGUGUUAGUUUCUUUUUGUAUUGUAAAAAUGUAUUCACUGUCAGUGAUAUUCUCUUCCAGUUUAGCAAGGAAGGAAUUCUUAGCACAGUAGCGAAACUCAUUAUAUUGUUUCAACUAAGCAAACUAAAUACUUGUGGCGUAGUUAUCUGUUCGUUAUGUAGGUGUUUUCUUUUCGAAACACUGAUUUUUGUUUUUUAUCUUGGAGAUGUACAAAUCAUAAAUAAAUAUGCGAAUCAA